ACAAAUCCAAAACCGCUCUCAUAUUUUCUCCUCUCUCAUUCCCUCUAAAAAAAAAGUCAUUUUUUCUCUCUCAAAAGUCCCUCGCACAAUGGCGUCCCCUCGCGAGGAGAGCGUGUACAUGGCAAAGUUGGCAGAGCAGGCCGAGCGUUAUGAAGAGAUGGUGGAAUUCAUGGAGAAGGUGGUGGCGUCCGCGGACGGAGGCGAGGAGUUGACGGUGGAGGAGCGCAACCUCCUUUCAGUAGCAUACAAGAAUGUGAUUGGCGCCCGCCGCGCCUCCUGGCGUAUCAUCUCCUCAAUCGAGCAGAAGGAGGAGAGCCGCGGUAACGAGAGUCACGUGUCCGCGAUAAAGGGAUAUAGAUCUAAGAUCGAAUCUGAGCUCUCGUCCAUCUGCGAAGGGAUUUUGAAACUCCUCGACACAAAGCUCAUAGGAUCCGCGUCCAGCGGAGACUCUAAGGUGUUUUACCUGAAGAUGAAGGGAGAUUAUCAUCGCUACUUGGCGGAGUUUAAGACUGGAGCCGAGCGGAAAGAAGCCGCUGAGAACACUCUCUCGGCUUACAAGUCGGCUCAGGAGAUUGCAAAUACAGAACUUGCCCCAACACAUCCAAUCAGGCUUGGACUUGCUCUCAACUUCUCAGUAUUCUACUACGAGAUACUGAAUUCUCCUGAUAGGGCUUGUAAUCUUGCUAAACAGGCUUUUGAUGAGGCAAUUGCGGAGUUGGACACCCUUGGAGAAGAGUCAUACAAGGAUAGCACUCUGAUUAUGCAGCUUCUACGUGACAACCUUACUUUGUGGACUUCAGACAUGCAGGAUGAUGGUUCUGAGGAGAUCAAGGAAGCACCAAAGCAAGAUUAAUAGUAAAAUUUUAUGAUUUACGAUUUGAGUGUUUUGCUAUGUGGUCUGUUUUUUUCAAAUUGAAAAUGCUACUUGUAGCCAGUAAUCUCUAUAAUCUACUUAUUUGCCUAUCUGAAAUUUUAGAAGUUUCUUAUCUCUAUCA
This is a messenger RNA of Olea europaea var. sylvestris, 995 nucleotides long. Its product is annotated as 14-3-3-like protein 16R. The record is from RefSeq and is a predicted model, not a curated record. Gene Ontology annotation, cellular component: cytoplasm. Bases 89 to 853 code for a protein of 254 amino acids. Lineage: Eukaryota; Viridiplantae; Streptophyta; Magnoliopsida; Lamiales; Oleaceae. Gene Ontology annotation, biological process: signal transduction. The transcript is spliced from 4 exons.